Alosa sapidissima (American shad) is the source of this 8521-nucleotide messenger RNA. Its product is annotated as A-kinase anchor protein 2. The coding region runs from base 258 to 4391 and encodes 1377 amino acids. The transcript has 13 exons. Gene Ontology annotation, biological process: regulation of cell shape. Lineage: Eukaryota; Metazoa; Chordata; Actinopteri; Clupeiformes; Clupeidae. The record is from RefSeq and is a predicted model, not a curated record. Gene Ontology annotation, cellular component: membrane.
UGGACUCAGCAGGCACAUGGCCAGUGAAUGAGAAGUGAACGGCCCACGAGCACACGCUGCUCCUCACACACAGUGUGGAUUAGACCGUGCGAACAGGGGCCAACUCUGCGUGUGUGUGUGUGUGUGUGUGUACCUCUGUGUCUCAGUCAGCGACCUCACCUCUGCGCCACGCAUACAGUAACACACUCCCGCCGGACGGACUGCUAGGACUGCUCACUUUGUGCUGCGACUGAAGCACUUUGUGCUUUUCUUUCAGAAUGGCUGAGGCGGAACUCCACAAAGAGCGGCUACAAGCCCUGGCGGAGAAACGGAAACGACAAUCAGAGAUCGAGGACAAACGGCAGCAGCUGGAUGACCUUGUCCUGCAGCUUCAACAUCUUAGGUCCAAGGCCAUGAGGGAGAGAUGGCUACUUCAGGGAACUCCAGUAGGCUCACAGGACCAGGAGGACAGCCAGAGGAGGCAGGUCGAACAGGACGAGCGUCACGCCAAGCAGCUGGAAGAAGCUGUUCACAGAUUGGAAUCAGAGAUCAGCUUGCUGGAGAAUGAGGAAUCCCAAAUCUCUGCCAAGGAGCAAGUCCUUCGAGAGCGUCUACGGGAGACGGAGAGAUCAAUCGAGGAUCUACAGAAAAGUCUCCAAUACCAAGAUGGAGAUGCGGUGAAUUACGUCCGUUCCCAGAUUCCCAGCCUCCCUGAGCUGAACUCCAAAGCGUCGGCCACAGCUCCGGGGAACGAGCAGCUCACAAGAAAACCUGCUUUGUACGCCAUGGAGAUCAGCGUGGAGAAAGACAGGAAGACAGGUGGCACCAAGAUCCUCUCAGCCUCGCCGGUCAGCCCCGAGGACGUGCAACCCCAGCGCGGGGUCAAAGUCUUCGACGAUGGACACAAGGUCAUCUACGAGGUGCGCUCGGGUGCCUCCACCACCCUGGAGAACGGCGUGCACGCCUGGAACGCCACGGACGUGGACAAGCUGAUGCAGCGGGUCGGCCAGUCCCAUCACCGCGGCGACACCGGCAGGGUCAUGGUCACACCCGCCGAGCCCGAGGUGCCGCCCCCAGGGCUGAGCGAACUGACGAUGCAUAAGGAGGUCAAGCUGGACACGGGUAAGACGGGCAAGAUGGGCACUGCCAUGGACCAGCCACAGAUCCAGGACGAGGUGACAGAGGCACCAGAGGCCACUUCGGAGAAGCCGGUCACCAUGAUCUUCAUGGGCUAUCACAACGUGAUGGACGAGGACGAGACCAAGAAGCUGCUCGGCUUCGACGGCACCAUCAAGGCCGAGAUCGUCCUCAUCGACGAGGACGACGAGAAGUCGCUGCGAGAGAAGACGGUCACUGACAUCUCCACCAUGGAUGGCAACGCGGCCGACCUGGUGUCCGGCCGCCCGCUCUCCGACAGCACUGAACUCUCCUCAGAGGGAAAGGAGGAGAGCGUGGCCACCAAGGACCUCCCAGCCACAGCAGGGUCAGCGCUGGAUGCUGGUAUGCCAUCUGCAGGGAACGGGACACUGCCCGGGCUGAAAUCCUCCAAACCCCCAGAGGAUGACAGUGAGCUGAAGAGAGAGAGGAACCUAAAGAGUGUCAGUUUCUUAGACUCUGUAAGCGUGAUAUCUGGAGGCAAGGACAACAUGGAGCUGGAGACCCAGAGCGAGAGCCAGAACUGCCACACCGGCGCAGGCCAGAAUGGCACGGCACACCAGGGCCAAACCAUGGACACAGAGGUGGCUCAGGAGAUCCGUUACCUUGAUGAAGUCCUUGAGGCAAACUGUUGUGACCCUGCGGUGGACAUGACUUCGAACGGAACCUCUUCCCCUGAGCCACGAUCGAUCAAUGUUGACGGCAACGGGCCCUCAGUCGAAGUAUCUGACGCGUCACCGCCAACUAAUCAUGGGGUUGUAGUGGAGAGAAGAAUGCAGAGCACUUUUGUGGGUGAAGACAGGGACAACACCAAACCGAACGGGCACUCAGUUGUGGUCACUCAGGAUGACAAGAUGCUUGGGAAGCAGCCGCUGACGACCAUCAAAAAAGAAGCACGCUUCGAGCUGCGCAGUUUCCAGGAGGAGAAGAAGCCGUCAAAGCUCUUCGACGCUCCGGCGGAGAAGGAGAUCCGCGUGAAGAAGGUCCGGCCGUCCGAGGAGAUCGCUGAACUCGAGAAGGAACGCCUGGAGCUGAUCCGCGGCCAGGCAGUCAAGAAGAACCCGGGGAUCGCCGCAAAGUGGUGGAACCCUCCUCAAGAGAGGACCCUGGAGGAGGAACUGGACCCAGAAAAGCUGGAGUCGCACAGGAAGUACGAGGAGAGGAAGCAGAGGAAGAUGGAGUCCAGCCACGCCACGCAGGCGUCCCCAAACCCAACUGCCCCGAGCCCAACGUCCUCCUACACCCCUCCACCAGAGCCUGUGAGCAAAGAGGACAUUGUGACAGAGCAGGUGGACUUUUCAGCGGCUCGGAAGCAGUUUCUGCAGAUGGAGCACACGAAGCAGCCGGCCGCAGGCCCGAAGCGAGGAGUCGCUCCGCAGUUGUACUCUGCCAAGCCGUUCUCCCGAGUGUCAGAGGUCGCACACGUCGAAAGGCCCGGAGGUUACGUCACCAUCACCAGCCAGGGGUCACACGGCCUGGAUGAACGCUGUGAUGUGACGACGGUAAAAACCGAAAGGAUUUUCUGCAGCCCAGGAGAUUCGCCCUCGCAAAGCAUGGCAGAGAAUGAGAGAAAGGACAGUGUGAAAGCCUGGAACGAGGAAAGUGACUUCACCUGUGCCCACGCUGUCAUGACUUUGGUGAAGGAUGAAGAGCCCGAAAUGUUCCAAGUGCAGCGAUCCUCAAACAGCUCGUACCACCCAGAGGAGAUCGACUCAGGGCUGGACGACCUGUCCGUGCGUUCACAGGACACGACCGUUCUGGAGACUCUAUCCAACGACUUCAGCAUGGACAACGUGAGCGACAGCGGAGCAUCUAACGAGACCAUGAGUGCCUACCUGGAGAACUCUCUGGGAGACUACUCCUUUCCCUCCACCCCAAUGGCCACCACGCCCAUCAACGGGAAGUCAGAGAAGGGCACCAAAUCGCCGGACAACCACAGUGUGUCUCUCUCUUACCAAGUGGACAGUCUGACCGAAGAGGAGCUGGAGUACCAUGCCGGAGUCCUGGUGCAGUCUGCCAUUGAGCAGGCUAUCGCCCAGCAGAACGAUGAGUGGGAGCCGAGACAGGCCACCCAGCAGUCGUCCCCGAUCCCAGAGCGACGUGUCGAGGUGGUCGAGCCUGCUCCGCAACCUCGGGAACCUCCAGUCUCUCCUGUGCCUGCACCCACCGCUUCUCCCAGAGUGCCAACCCCCGUGGAAGAGAAGAGAAGUGCAGCCACCUCUCCUACGAUCACCGUCCCUAGUGCCCCCAGGGUCUCCAGCAUGCCUAGUAGCCCUACUCCUGCUCAUACUCCUGCUCCUACUCCUGCUCCUGCUCAUGCUGCUGGUCCGACACACGUGGGCCCAUACAAGCCGCCCAGUCCUUCCCCACCUCCCAGCGAGAAGCAGGAGUUCAGCUACUUCAGCAAGUACUCAGAGACUCCUGCUCCUGGUCCGACACACGUGGGCCCAUACAAGCCGCCCAGUCCUUCCCCACCUCCCAGUGAGAAGCAGGAGUUCAGCUACUUCAGCAAGUACUCAGAGACUCCUGCUUCUGGUCCGACAAACGUGGGUCCAUACAAGCCGCCCAGUCCCUCCCCACCUCCCAGUGAGAAGCAGGAGUUUAGCUACUUCAGCAAGUACUCAGAGGCUGCAGAGCUGAGAAGCACAGCGUCCGUGCUGAAGAACCAGGACGUGGAGGUGACCGCGGGACCCUUUAAGCUGCGCUCCCGCAAGCAGCGGACCCUGUCCAUGAUCGAGGAGGAGAUCCGAGCUGCCCAGGAGAGAGAGGAGGAGCUGAAGAGGCAGCGCCAGACGCGGUGCGUCCGACCCCAACCUGCUGCAAGCCACAAGCAGAAGACCAACAGCCUCCCCGCCAAAUUAGUACUCCCAGGAAAGACCGCACCAGGCAAGAUUGAGAAGAUUCGCCCGGUCCCUCCUGCUUCUCCCUGCUCCUCCGAGGGGCCUCUCCCAUCACCCCUCUCCGAUUUGGGCAGCGAUGACUCCGGGGGCAGCCAGCGCCCCAAAAACCUCAUGCAGACCCUGAUGGAGGACUUCGAGAGCCACAAGGUUAAACGCAGAGAGAAAGUUGAGGAUAAUAGUUAUGCCCGUUUAAAGCUCGCUAGUGGGGUGACAUCUGAGCAUGAUGCCAACGCUGUGGCACGGAUCCGUGUGCUGGAGGCUACUCGGGUGACCCGUCGAAAAAGCAACAUGGCGCUGAAAUGGGAGGCUGGGAUGUACGCCAACUUGGAAGACGGCGAGGAAGAAGAGGAGGAGUAGACACAGUGACACCCCCCCCCCCCCCCCCCCCCCCCCCCCCCCCCCCCAACAUACGAGUCUGAGCUAAUUAAAACUAAUUAAAAAUGGGGGGGGCAUCUCUGGAGGACAACCACAUUGUAUUUAUUUAAGUGAGGGGAGGGGGCUUCAUAUCACAUGAGAAAAUGAUUGAUGCUGCCGGUUAAAGUUGGACAAAGGGGUCACUUGCUGGCGUGGUGGUCAGACAAGCAGCCCGGGGGGGGGGGGGGGGGGGGGGGGGGGGCAUAACGAGGGCCCCUAUUUACCUUCUAGCAGGAUCACUUCCUUUUAUUGCUUCAGGAUUCUGUUUGCGAUUUUCUACUUGGUAUUUUUGGAAGUGUGUGCAGAGUACGGGGGGGGGUGUGCUACUCGGAGCAUGGGACAUGGCUUUGGGUGGUAUGCCUGUUGCUUUGGAGCUUUGGAGACAUUUUUAAGAUGAAAUGGAUAUAAACCGACCUGUUUAGUCAACAAGAGGUCUUUUUAAAGGACUGGUUGCUAUCAAACGCUUUUGGGAUUUCCAUGAAAACUGAAGAAGUGUUUCCUGUUUCUUUUUGGGCCUGAAGUGUUGGAGGUUUAAUCGACAUGGAAUAUCUCAUAUUUAAUUUCACGCCACCCCACUGGCUUCAAGAAUCUACAUAAAGUAUCGAUUCGCUUAGCACAUUUCUACUGAACCGAAAGGACUAUAUACAUUAACAUUGAUAAUCAUUUUUAUAUACAUGUUAAAACUAUUGCUGCAGUUCUGCUUUCUGUUUUCCACUGCAUUAUUAGAAUAGAGUAUCUACAAGUUAAUUUAGACUUAAAGGAGUAAAACGCAUGAAUUCUCUGCAACAUAUAAACAAGCAAACACAGUAGCACCUGACCUAUGAAAGCAAGGCCCAUGGAAACAGCCACUCAGCUCGUCAGUCAGUGUCUCCGCAUGUGAAAGAGGAUUUUUGGAGGUAGGAGCCUACGGGAGGGAAAGUCUGCAGCUGUGCCAUUCUCUAUUCACUCCUCGCAGGAAAUGGGAGAGUGACCAUAAAAAUAGAAACAGGUUGUUGAUUGAUUGUGGAUGUAAACAGAAGGGACUACCUGCUAUUUAUGCGACAUACCUUAAAAAAUGCACUUGACAGUUUCAUGAGUGAGGAGUUUCUUCUAUUAAUUCAGUGUUUUCAGGGGUACAUCGUAAUUUGUCAUAAGCGAUCAGUGAAGUGCAGACAAUCAAAGCAUGCUUUCAGUUUUGUUUGAAUAAUUACAGUGUUCAUCUGCCAGGAAAUAUGUCAGUAUUAUGAGACUGGCAUUGGCUACACAAAGCUAUAGCCAAGACCCAACAGACUUGGUCUCAAUGCAAUGUUUUAGUUCGUUGACUCAUACACAAAGAGUCUGCAUUAAACAUAGGAGUUAGAUGUCUUCAUCUGGUGAUACACCUGGCCACCAUUUGUGGGCAACAUUUCAGGCCAAGGCUACAGAGUUAGCAGACCAGCAAAGUCACAUCCAAAGUAGAGGCUGUGAGUACGUGUAAUGGUGCAUAAAGGAUUGCCUUAUGUGCCUGUCGUGUGGAGGUUUUGUGGUUGGGCAUGUAGGAACCCAGAAGUUUCACUGACCUACAGCCUGGGUAGAGAUGUGGCAGCUGUCAGAUGAUUGCAAAAAUAGGAAGAGCGAAAGGCAGAGAAAGAAAAAGAGUGUGUGUGUGUGUGUGUGUGCGGGGGGGGGGGGGGUAUGGUAACAAGCAUUAUUUACAGUACAGUAGCACUUGGAUAGAUAGUAAUAAGAGGUUAAAGGUUCCAGUGUGAGUGGCCUCUUGGUCUUGAGUGGAUAAAUGUACAAAUUCUUUACUGCAGUGUGAUUUCCGUGAUUUUUUUGUGCAUCCAGAUCAGGGACAGUUCUGAAACCGUGUUGGAAGUGCAAUCUCCCUGUUUUCAGACUGGAGAAAUAAGCAUGGUGGACAAUGACAUGAUGUAUUCAGUCAUUAGCGUUCUCCCCACACAUGUACAACCAUAGGAAUUCCACUACAUACCCUGAGACAUUCUCCUUUGUAAAAAUAAAAAUGCAAGAAUUCCUUUGUCAGUGAGCAUGUGCUAUUAAAUAAAAUGUCCUUUUUAUAUGCAUAUAGUAUAUAUAUAUAUACUCCAAAAAGUAUUUAAUGGACAGCUGUUAAUGUCCCUUUUUAUAGGUAUUUGUUGUAACUUCAAAAUUAGAAUGGCACAUAUGUAGUGCAUUUCCCUCAAGGGAGGUACUGAUUUUUAUUGUGGCCUUUGAAAUGAGCAAACAUAUUUAGUGUGAUGUUAUUAACACAAAGCAAUUGAAAACGUGUGGGUGAAAGGUUGUAAACUGAACUACUCACACUUCAGUCCAGGAAGAGUAACAUUGUGAGAGUACAGUAUGUAGGAAUAAUUCAGCAUUAUUUAAUAGUUGGUUUUGCUCAGAAGGAUAACACUAUUUUCUAAUGAAAGGUAUAUAUAUACAGUCUAUAAAGGUUGAUGACAAUUGCCCUCUUGUUUAUUUGAACUGGCAAAGCAGUUAGGUAAAGAAACGGAUAUGAUUCCUCUGUGUAGGACAUACGAUUUGUACUUGGGUUCUAUGAUGUGGAGAAUGAAUGGUGAACAGUUGCUUUUUUAUAAGGAGAUUAUUAUUUUGUUUUUAUUUGUGCAGUGAGGACAGCGUACUUGUGGAUGGAAAAUAGUGUUUUUUUGUGAAUGACAGGCAUUUUAGUAUUUGUGUAUGCUUUUAAAACAAACAAUAAUUCUAGCACCUGCUAAUUGCUUGUGUCUCACGAGAAGACCAGUUAUUAGGGGGAAAAAAUCAUGCUUUCAUAUCUUCAAAUCAGAAUGCUAAGUUCUUAUUGUUCAUGAUGAGCCCUGUGUGUGCUUUACAGAAAUGCAGAGGCAUCUUGCUUAAAUUUGUGGCUCCCCUUGCGUGUCCUGCUAGCGUCAUGCUGUAUGUGUUUGACUGGCAUAGCAAGUGGUUUAAAGUAGUUGGGUAUUGCUUUAGCUAUUGUAGAAUACACAAAUAGCACAAUGUAUUUCAAGUAUUUUUGAUAAUUAUUGCUGAAUUGCUCCGUAUUAUACCAUGGAAAUGGAGAAAGGGUGAGGAGGUUUGAUUUAAUUAUUGGCCAAUUAAGAUAAACCAAGUUCACUGCACUGUGUGUGAUGAUGGGAUUGAAGAUUUGUUUUAUUUUGUUGUUUCUGGAAAAGAAUAAGGUUUCAUUGUACACCCAGUCAACUUGAUUAUGGUGAAAUUAAAUGUUAAUAUGAGUAUAGUAUUGCACCAUCAACACAAUGGUGCAUUACUGUAAUAUGCUAGACAUCACUGUACAUUUCUGCAAAUCUCAAAUAUGUAAAUGAUGAGGCAGGAUGUACAGUCUAAAGAGACAGACUCACUGAUGUAUUUAAUCAAUUAGCAUCACACUAGACAAACUGGUGGCUGUUGGGCUCCACGUUGUAAUGAUGGACCUUCAGUGCAAUUUCAUUUAGUAACCUACAGUACACAAGUAGACAAGUCAACAAGAAAUUGACUCCAGACAAAAAAAGAAGCCUUAAGGUCAAAUUGAAAUGCAUCUUAUAACCACAUGUUCUGCAAUAGUGUGUUAAACUGAGAUUAUCUGAGGACUGGUCAGUUAACGAGGAGCCCAGGAUUGGGGAAAGGAGCUAGAAUCUCAGCUGCCUAAAAACCAAACGCACGGACACAUACACAGUAUUAAACCUGGAUAUCGUUCACCUACAGGGAGUGAACAGCACACUUUAUUCCUCAAAAAAAAAUUCUGCAGUCUGCUUUGUAAAUGUAGGACCCUUCACAAAACACACAACACAUGCUUAAAAAAGGAUGCAAUGCUGCAAUGCUUUUUCGUUGUUUAUAGUAAUAUUGAAUAUGGCAAAUCCCAGCAUAAUCGCAGGCUUGCUCUGUAAGGGUCACCUCGCUGUGUGCCGUGUGUUAGGUGGGUCUUUUCACAGGAGAAGAUACCAAAGGAGUACUGAAGAAGAUAUGGUGGCAGUGAAUGGAUUUCGUUCCCCUGUGUUAAUAUGUUAACCACUUGUAUGUUCAUAUUCUGCUUAUAUUGUUUUAUAAUAAUUACUGUAAGACUCACAGUUAUACACGUACAGUAUAUAAUUAUUUUCUCAUUAAAAACAAAAUGGAUAAUU